Linderina pennispora is the source of this 410-nucleotide messenger RNA. RefSeq lists its product as uncharacterized. The transcript has a single exon. Lineage: Eukaryota; Fungi; Kickxellomycota; Kickxellomycetes; Kickxellales; Kickxellaceae. Bases 63 to 341 code for a protein of 92 amino acids. The record is from RefSeq and is a predicted model, not a curated record.
CUCUAAGCUGACCAAUACCGGCAGAGCAGAAAGAUGGCUUGCGAGCAGGCACUGCACGAUUUAUGAUCGCCCCACCCCUUUUACUGUGCUGCUGCUUAUCAGCAAUUUGCCCAAAAAUAUAUGCAGUAGGCUGGCUUCGGCAGAAUUGUGUCGCUCUCUCAGCGGUGCUCGGAGCAAAGGACAGCCGAAAUGAGCCGAACCACGCCAUCUGUAGUGGGAAAGCCUGCAGUCACUCCAGGAGCAGAUCCUCAGCUAGCAUGCAAAGCAAGCACCUGCCUUGCAUAUUGCAGCAUAGUCGCCAAGAAAUACCAAAUUUAGAAAUACACGAAAAUCGCCGCUAAUCUGAUCUCAUGUGUGAUUGCGCUGGGCUGGAAAUCAAGGGCUGUCAGAAUCGCGCACACGCGGAGCAG